This is a messenger RNA of Betta splendens (Siamese fighting fish), 6904 nucleotides long. Its product is annotated as trichohyalin. NCBI's taxonomy places the organism in Eukaryota, Metazoa, Chordata, Actinopteri, Anabantiformes, Osphronemidae. Gene Ontology annotation, molecular function: GTP binding. The coding region runs from base 436 to 6825 and encodes 2129 amino acids. The record is from RefSeq and is a predicted model, not a curated record. The transcript has 3 exons.
GGCGACGGAAGCAGAAGUGCCUCGCGUUGACCGCAAGGCCCCGUGUGAGUAAGGAGCUCUGCAGGUGUCAGCGUGCAGCCUGCUGAUGCGUCCCAGCGCCACCUGCUCCACACGCCUCCUGUUUGGAGCUCAUACGUGAACUGACUGCAGGCUGCAUGUACUGUAUGUGAGUUUGUAUGUGUGUUGCAGACAUGCAUGGAGACGUGUCGCACGCGCUCGCUGUGCCACCUCUCCACUUCCUGCCAUGUUGAAAACCACAGGCGGGUCACGUGACGCCCGCAGUCUGCGCUUUUGUGUGUUCAACAGCACGAAGCUUCACUUUGAAUCAAUUAUAACGAUCAGGGUGUUCCUGUUCUGCUUCGCGAUGGCGGUGAAGAAAGGCUUCCUGUAAACGAUACGCAGGAACCCAAAAGAGGAAGAGAGCGGUCAAGAGGAAUGGACCGGACAGAGGAGAACGGCAGCGCAGUCACCGAGGCGGAUGCUGCUCAUCCAGUUCGCUGCACUGAGGAAGUACUUCUCCCUUUCUUCACAGAUGACAGUCUGCAGGCCGUCAUGACUGCUCCACAGCCUCCUGCCUCCCACGGCCUCCCUCCCCUCAUCCCGGACCUGCGACUGGUCCUCCUGGGCAGGAAGGGGGCCGGGAAGAGCGCGGCCGGCAACACCAUCCUGGGGGGGGUGGGGGGCUUCGAGAGCGGGAAGCCCACGGAGGAGUGCGUGAAGCGACGCGCCGACGUGGCCGGACGCAAGGUCACGGUGGUGGACACGCCGGGCUGGGAGUGGUACUACCCACUCAACAGCACAGCGAACUGGGUGCGGAGGGAAACGCUGCGCAGCGUGUCGCUCUGUCCUCCCGGGCCUCACGCGGUGCUGCUGGUGGUCCGGGCCUGCGCCGCAGUGACAGGGAACUACAUCCAGGAGAUAGAGGAGCACCUGGGGCCGCUGGGGAGGGACGUCUGGGAGCACACCAUGCUGCUGUUCACCAGAGGCGACGAGCUGGGCCUGACCUCCAUGGAGCAACGCAUCCAGAUGAGCGGCGCGGGGCUCCAGAGGCUGAUCCACAAGUGCGGGAGCAGAUACCACGUGGUGAACAAUCGGAAUAAAGGAGACGAGGCGCAAGUGAAGGAGCUGAUAAGGAAGGUGGAGCAGAUGGUGGAAGCGAAGAGGGACGGAGGAAACUGUUUAGAGAUGGAUAAAAGUGUUGUUCUGGGCCUGGAAGCAGAUGCGAAGAGGAGGGCGAGGGAGAGGAGGAAGAAACAGAGGCAGAUGGAGACACAGAUGCAGAGAGGCAUCAUCAAAGCUGCUCUCAUGAACGACUGUCCUCAGGGUUCGGAGCUAGAAGCCCAUCAGUCCUUCUCCAAGGCUUCCAGACGCCUACCUGAGAUCAGACUGGUUCUCCUGGGGGAGCGGGAAACUGGGAAGAGCUCUGCCGGAGGCACCAUCCUCAGCAACGUGGACCUUUUCCAAGCCGGGGCCGUGACAGAGGAAUGCAGCCGGCAGCAGGCGGAGGUGGGCAUGCGGCUGGUGACGGUGGUGGACACGCCGGGCUGGGAGGCCGGGGUGGCGGGUGCUACGCCAGAGAGGGUGAAGAGGGAGGUCGCUGCCAGCGUGUCCAUGUGCCCCCCGGGGCCCCACGCGCUGCUGCUAACGCUGAGAGUGGACACGCUGGUGCAGGCGGGACACGUGCGCGAGCACCUGGAGCUGCUGGGCGACGGCGCGUGGAGGCACACGAUCCUGCUGUUCACUCACGGGGAUCAGCUGCGGGAGGGCGUGGACAUUGAGCAGCACAUCCAGGGCGGCGGCAGGGACCUGCAGCUGCUGCUGGAGAGGUGCAGAGGCAGGUACCAUGUCUUCUGCAACGUGGACGCGAGAGGACGACGCGGAGGCGCCGCGCAAGUGACGCAGCUGCUGGAGAAAGUGGAAAAGAUGGUGUCGAGGAACAGGUGUGAGGCCUUUUCCAGCCUGGUUCAGGAGGUGGUGGAUCUGAGCCAAAACAAGAACGAAAGGUUCAACCAGCGCCUUAAAGACAUGGGGGAGAAGGUCCUCCGUCAGGAGGCGGAGUUGAAGAAUAUGAGAGACAGGGAGAUGAAAAGCAUACGGUGGUUUUUUGAUAGGAAGAAGAAAGUGAAAUCACCAGGGAAGGCAGAUGUUCAACGAGAAGAAGAGGAGGAUGAGGACAGGCGGAUCGGUGAAAGGAAGAAUGAUUUUGGGGAGCUAGAAGAACGAAUGAAAUGGUUGACAGAGGAUAAAGAGAGAGAACUUCUGGAUCUGAGUAUAGAGACUAACAGAAUCCAAGUAGCACUAAAUCAAUGUAGAAAAGAAAGGGAUGAAGCGACACGGAACCUGGAGCGCAAAGAGAGAGAGAUUGAAGAACUGAAAGAAAGAAACGAUGAGCAGCAACUAAAGCUGCUCGACCUUGAAUGUGCAUGUGUAGAAAAUGAACAGAAGAGGAAACAAAGGGAGGAUGUCAUCAGAGCGGAGAAACUACAGCGGAGACAGGAAUUUGAGCAAUUAAAACAAACUAUAGAGAUACUUGAGAAAGAGAAAGCAGAGUGGACGGAAAACGUUCAAUCUUUAAAUGCAAAGGUUGAGCAGACCAAAAGACACUUCAAUGAUCUUCUCCAGAGAAAAGAACAAGAAAAGAAGCAGGAGAUGAUAGAGAUGAAGGAAAAACUGCAAAAAGAGAUGGAAGUGAAACUGACUGAAAACGACAAAGAGCUGCAAGAACUGAGACAUAAAGCUGCCGAAGAAAAACUGAAAACUCUCGCUGAUGUAAAGCAAUAUGAAAAAGAUAUGGAGAAGAAAACUGAACAAAUGAAAGAACAACACGAAAAAGAAAUGAAGAGAAAAAUGCAUGAGAAAAACACUGAGAUUCAGAACAUUAAACUGCUGCACCAGGAAGAAAUGAAGAGAAAAACCUGUGACACUGAAAAAAUGAUGGAGACGAUCAAAACUGAGCAGCAAGAAAAAAUGCAUCAGAGAUUAAAUGAAAAAGCAGAUGAGAUGGAACAUGUCAAAAAACAACACGUCACUGAAGUAAGGAACAUGCAGGAAGAAAAAGAAAGAGAGAUUUUGAAACUGAAGAAGGAAAUGGACAAACAAAUACAGGCAGAACAGGCAAAAAUAACAGAGUUAGAACAAAAGUAUUUCACCAUAAUAGAAGAAUCAGUGUUAGAGAAUGAAAAAGAAAAGGAAAUGCUUCAUCUAAAACAUAAAAGAGAAAUGACACAAAAUAUGGAGGAAAAGGAAAAAGUAAUAGCAGCUUUAAAACUGCAGCACCAGGAAGAACUGACAAAACUAGAAAAAAUGGAAAAACUGAGGAGAGUUGAGCACCAGGAAGAAAUGGACCGAAAAGUCAAACUGAAUGAGGAAAACUUAGAAAAGAUCCAACAGUACACUGAAAAAAUAAGGGACAUAGAACAAGAAUGUCAAAGGACGACAGAAGAGAUGAAAGAGUCAUUUGCAAAAGAAACCGAAAAACAGAAGCAAGAGUACAGAGCCCAGAUCAGAGAACUCAAGCUGGAACAGGAGAAGGAGAAAGAAAUGAUCAAUAAAAUGAAUGAGAAGUACAUCCUACAGGAGAGAGACAGACUGACAGAGGAAUUCAAACUUCAGAUGCAGAAACGUGAAAAGGAAAACGAAAGACACAAGAAAGUGAUGGAGGAAAGAGUGACAAAAAAAGAAAAGGAGGUUGAAGACGUGAGACUGAACGUCAAAGAACUUAACACGAUGCUGCAAGAAAAGGAAGAAAAGGAACAAGAUCUUUUAAAAUAUGGAAAAGAAGCCGAACAAAGGCUGAAAGAACAAGAAAAAGACAUUGAGGGGCUUAAACUAAAUGUUGAAGAAAUGGAAACAAAACUGCAUCAAAAGGAAAAGAAAGAACAAAAUAAUUUAUGUUAUGUGAAAGAAAUGGAGCAAAAGCUUGAAGAAAAAGAACAAGAGCUAAAAGAAUUGAAGGAACAACUAAAACAACUUGAACAAAACCUCCGACAGGUCGAAACAGAAAGAGAAAAAGAUCGAGUACAUCACACAACUAAGAUGGAGCAGAAGCUUGAAGAAAAAGAACAAGAGCUAAAAGAAAUGAAAGAACAACUAAAACAACUUGAACAAAACCUCCGACAGGUCGAAACAGAAAGAGAAAAAGAUCGAGUACAUCACAAAACACAGAUGGAGCAGAAGCUUGAAGAAAAAGAACAAGAGCUAAGAAACCUGCAGCAGCAGGUGAAGGACCUCAACGACGUCCUGCAAAGAAAAGACGAGGAGAGAGGAGAAAUCAUCCUGAGCCAAAAGAAAGAGGCCGAGCAACGGCUGCGACACACAGAGACGGAGAUGGAGCAGCUGCAGCAGCUCCUGCAGGAAACGCAGGGGAGAGUCGCAGAGAAGGAGGCUGAGAUUGAAAGUGUGAAAGAAGAGGCCGCCUCCAGGGAGGCCCGGUGGAGAGAAGAGCAGAAGAAGAAGCAGGAGAACGCAGAGAGUCGGACAAACAGACUGAGAGCAGCUGUCGACGAGAAAACCGAGGAACUCUCGCGAGCUCAGCGUCUCCUCGCGCAGAGAAACCGGGAGGCCGACGAGGCGGCGAAGACCUGCGCAAACUACGUGAAGCAGAUCGAAGAGCUGCGGGAGCUCAGCCGCAAGCAGACGUCCGGCGUCGCGGAGCAGCAGAGGAGCAAAGAUGCAGAACUGCAGGAGAAAGAAGAGGAGCUCGAGCGGCUGAGGCAGCGGGAGCGCGAGAACGAGGAGGCGGUCGCCCAGCUGAGGCUCACCAUGGAGCAAACCAAGUCCGAGCUGAAGGAGCUCACCCGCAAGAUGGAAAAGGAGAUGAGCAGCAUGAUCCAGGAGUACGAGCAGGAGAUCGCCAGCAGCAAGGAGCACCUGGAGUCGGUGGCGAAGGAGAAGGAGGAGGCUGCGAGUCGCCUGGAGGAAGAACGGCAACGUGUCGCAGACGUCGCCCAGAAGAACGAGCAGCUGCGGCAGCAGAACGAGAAGAUCGUGAAGGAGAUGGAGAACCUCAAACUAAAGUAUGAAGAGCUGAGGAAGGAGAGCGAGGAGGAGGCAAGGAAACACCUGAGGAGACAUGAGGAGGAGGUGCAGAGCAGAGACGCUGAGCUCCAAAGAAUCCUCCAAGAGAAAGAGGUGCAGGUCAGAGCGUUGAAUGACGCAAAAGAGGAACUACAGGAAGAGCUAGAAAAGAGUGUAGAGAGAGAGGACGAGGCAGAGAUGAAGUUGAAUGAGCUGAGAGAAUAUUAUUUCCAGCAGCUGCUGGAGGCACAAAGGGAGCGACGAGAGGAAAUCCAAAACAGGGAGCAGGAAAUAGGUCGAAGGGAAGAGGAGCUUCAAAGAAACACAGAGGACUUGAGCCAAAAAACGCUUCGACUGGAGUCAAAGGAGGAAGAGCUUAUUGAAAAAGAGGGAGAGAUUGAAAGUAAGGAACAGGAAGUUAGAAAGUUGGAAGCAAGUUUGAAGGUAGGACAAAAAGAGCAGGAGGAAAAACACGAGCAGCACUUGAAGAUGAAGGAACAGAACGUGGAGAAAAAGGAACGAGAGCUGGAGAAGCUGCUUCAGGCUCUCGAGGGCCAACAGAAGCUGCUGAGCUCUCACGGCCAGGACCUUCAGAGGAAGGUGAAAGGCCUGAAGGACCACGGCCAGGAGCUGAGGACCAGGGAGCACUACCUCAAAAGCGAAGAGCAGGAGCUGCUCAACCUCAAGUCAGAGCUGCAGCAGCGAAAGCAGCACACGACUCAGCAGCUGGACGAGAUGGGCCGAGACCUGGCCUCACUCAAGCAGGAGCUGCAGAGCAAAGAGAGCCGCUUGGAGCUCGCCUUCCAGAAACUCCGCAAGUGGGAGGAGAGCCUGGAAGCACGACAGGCGGAACUGGAGGGGAGCGAGCGGAACGGUGGAGGGGGGCGCGAGGGGGGCGGCGACGGGGGGGAUCGCGAGUCCGCCUCGCUCGGUCCAGAAGCUGAGAGCUCAGAGGAUGCGUUUCAUUUCAUGUACCAAGAGGUCAGUGAGAGGAGGGAACGGGGUGGAGGCAAGGAGUGCGAUAACAGAGAGACCUCGGAGAACGGCGAGGAGACGCCGCAGACGGGCCCGACAGCCGCUCACAGCAACAAUCAUCUCGAAACACUACAGGAGAUGGAGGAGGUAGAGCCAAGGGAGGGGGCGGGAGGAAGACGGGCGCUAAAGGGGACACGACAAGCUAGCGGCGCUGAGGACGUGAGACGGGUCAACGAUGUCGGGCUGCCGGUGCAGAGCCUCGCAGACCCUCCCGAGUCAGAGCUGAGGGUCAUGCUCCUCGGGGAGUCCUGGUCCCCCCGCGCCCCCGCGGGCGCCCCCGUCCUGGGGGGCGGGGCCUCCCACGGCGGCGGCCGCAGCUUCCGCUGGUGGAGAGGCACGCUGGGCGGGCGGCGCCUGGCGCUGGCGGAGCCGCUGGGCCUCCGGUGGCGCGACGGGCCGGACGCGGCCGGCUCGGCCCAGAGGAGGGGCAUCGCGGCCGGCGCCUCCUGGUGCGGCCCGGCGCCGCACGCCGUGCUCCUGCUGGUGCCCGCCUUCCUGGCCUGCACGCCGCGGUACAGGGCGGCGGUGGAGCAGCACGUGGGCCUGCUGGGGGACGGCGCCUGGCGGCGGGCGGCGCUGCUGCUCGCCUGGGGGGAGACGCUGGGCGUGAGCGCGGAGCAGCACGUGCUGAGGAACGGGGACCUGAGGGCGCUCGUGGACAGAUGUGGGCGCGGGUACCAGGUGCUGCGCCGCCGCAGCGGCAGCUCCGUCCGCGAGGCGCUGUUUGAAAAGAUGGAGGACAUGUUUAAACAGAGAGAGCAGGUUGUGCUGUGAUGUUACUGUAGCAGUUGAACAGUGAAUAUUGACUUCCAUCAAGUGUGUGAAUGUUUUUGAAUAAAUGCAGUUAAUUGUA